GCUGAGGAGGCAGCGGAGGCGGCACAAGCCAGAGCUGCCAGUCUGGAGAAGGUCAAGCAGAGGCUGCAUGGGGAGGUGGAGGACCUCACCAUAGACCUGGAGAAGUCCAAUGCAGCAGCAGCAGCUCUGGAUAAGAAGCAGCGGGUCUUCGACAAACUGGCGGCCGAGUGGAGCCAGAAGAAUGAGGAGCUGCAACUGGAACUGGACAGCAGCCAGAAGGAGAGUCGCUCCUACAUGACGGAGCUCUACAAGCUGAAGACGGCCUACGAGGAGAGCCAGGAUCUGAUAGACAACGUCCGCAAGGAGAACAAAAUCCUCUCAGAGGAGAUCAAGGAGCUGGUCGACCAGCUUGGCGAAGGAGGCCGCAGCGUCCACGAGCUGCAGAAAGCCAAGAAGAAACUGGAGGUGGAGAAGGAGGAGAUGCAGCUGGCUAUGGAGGAAGCAGAAGCUUCAUUAGAGGUGGAGGAAGGUAGGCUGGUGCGUUUGCAGCUGGAGCUGGCUCAGGUCAAGGCCGACAUCGACCGCAGAAUCCACGAGAAGGAGGAGGAGUUUGAAGUCACCAGAAAGAACCAUGCUCGUACAGUGGAGUCGCUGCAGGCCAGUCUGGAGGCGGAGGCCAAAGGUCGUGCCGAGGCUCUGAGAAUGAAGAAGAAGAUGGAGGGAGACUUGAACGAGAUGGAGAUUCAGCUGGAGCAUGCGAACAGGAACAACGCUGAGCUGGUCAAAACCCUCAAGAAGCUGCAGCAGCAGAUCAAAGAUCUGCAGGUGCAGAUGGAUGAGGACUCCAGGCAGCACGAGGAGCUGCGGGAGAAGUACAGCCUCCAGGAGCGGCGUCUGUGUCUCAUGCAGGGGGAGAUGGAGGAGCUGAGAGGAGGCCUGGAGGCGUCCGAGAGGGCCCGCAAACUAAUAGAGCAGGAGCUGGUGGACACCACAGAGAGGCUCAGUGAGAUCAACAUGCAGAACCAAAGUCUGACGAUCCUGAAAAGAAAACUGGAGGCUGAACUCACCCGGCUGACCAGUGAGAACGAGGAGCUGAUCUCAGAGUUUCGUGCUGCUGAUGAAAGAGCCAAGAAGGCUGUGACUGACGCAACAAGACUCUGUGAGGAGCUUCGACAGGAGCAGGAUAGAAGUGCCCACCUGGAGAAGAUCAAGAAGAACCAGGAGCAGAAUCUCAGAGACAUGACUCUGAAGCUGGAGGAGGCUGAGCAGCAGGCGCUGAAGGCCGGAAAACGUACCAUCCAGAAACUGGAAACCAGGAUCAAGGAGGUGGAGAACGAGCUGGACCAGGAGCAGAAACGCCACCUGGAGACUGUGAAAAACCUCCGUAAGGGAGAGCGUCGACUCAAGGAGCUGAUCUUCCAGACGGAGGAGGACCACAAGACCAACCAGCGCAUGCAGGAGCUGGUGGAAAAACUCCAGAACAAGCUCAAGUCCUACAAACGGCAGAUUGAGGACGCUGAGGAACAGGCCAACAGCAGCCUGUCUAAGUACAAGAAGACGGUCCACGAGCUGGAUGACGCAGAGGAGCGUGCAGAAAUGGCAGAGAUGACCCUGAACAAAAUAAGGACCAGGAAUCGAGCCUCGACCAUGAAGGGCUUCACCUCGGUGGAGAUUGUCCAGGUCACUAAGCCCAGCAGCGGAGGACAGGACAGCUAAAGUGGACACACACAUAGCUAGAAGUGACACACACUCACUCAGCCCUCUGGAGGACACGUUGUGAGGACGUACGAGCACAGGCACCCAGAAGACAGUCUUAAAAAUAUCCCAGACAGAAAACCUUAGAAAGUCUUAAACAAGUAAACAAGUCUCUAACAUCACCAAUAGUCUUAAUCAGUAUACUCAUAGGACUGGUCACGUAGCCUGUUCCUGUUCAUUUUAGCCUGCAUGCAGUUUUACUGUUAGAUGUUUGUCUGAAUGAACCUGAAGGUGUUUUUAUGUCGCGUCUGACCU
Paralichthys olivaceus (Japanese flounder) is the source of this 1950-nucleotide messenger RNA. The record is from RefSeq and is a predicted model, not a curated record. NCBI's taxonomy places the organism in Eukaryota, Metazoa, Chordata, Actinopteri, Pleuronectiformes, Paralichthyidae.